Molecule: messenger RNA, 1911 nt
Organism: Gambusia affinis (western mosquitofish)
Lineage: Eukaryota; Metazoa; Chordata; Actinopteri; Cyprinodontiformes; Poeciliidae
Gene: asf1bb
Product: anti-silencing function 1Bb histone chaperone
Exons: 4
Coding region: 531-1130 (199 amino acids)
Biological process (GO): DNA replication-dependent chromatin assembly
Cellular component (GO): nucleus
Molecular function (GO): histone binding
Source: RefSeq, a predicted model, not a curated record
UGAUCAAAAUAAAUGUCUGUAUUUCUUGAGAAAUGUGGGGGGGUUUCACUAAGAAAAACAGCUAACAUUCAAUUAGGUACCGUAACAUUUUUUUCGACCCUGUUUGGAAGCAAUGUCAAAGUCUUGGUCAAACAAUACAGUAUUAACAAGAAAAUUAUAAUUUUUAAAAAAACAAAUGAGUAAAUAUUUUCAAGUACAUUUAUUGAAAAAACAACAAAAACAUUGUUAGAGUGAGUGGGUGCUGGUUUCGUGAGAUUUUGUAGCUGCUGUUUGCCAAAUGAACACUAGGGGGCUGCAGCACAUUAUUCAUAAAAGCGUCAUCAGCGGAGAAGAAAAAAAAAGUGACGCACUUCCUCUUGCCAGGACACCGACGAGUUGUGUAGGUGUUCUCUUGGAAUAAAGGCUUGAAUUUUAACUUCACGACCCGACAGCCGGCUGUAGAGCUGCGACAGAUCAGUGCUCAGUAAUAGUUUAGGAUUCUUUGCAGCCAAAUUAACCUUCGAGGUUGAAGUGCGUCAUAAUUUUCUGUCAUGGCAAAGGUACAAGUGUUAAAUGUUGCUGUUUUGGACAACCCGAGCCCAUUUGGAAACCCGUUUCAGUUUGAGAUAACGUUUGAAUGCAUGGAGGAUUUACCUGAAGACCUGGAGUGGAAGAUCAUCUAUGUUGGUUCUGCUGAGAGUGAAGAGUACGACCAGGUUCUAGAUUCUGUUUUGGUCGGUCCAGUUCCAGCCGGAAGACACAUGUUUGUGUUUCAGGCUGACGCUCCUAAUACAGGUCUGAUUCCAGAGACCGACGCUGUGGGAGUGACGGUAGUCCUCAUAACCUGCACCUACCGCGGACAGGAGUUCAUUCGCAUCGGUUAUUAUGUUAACAAUGAAUACACAGAUCCAGAGCUGCGGGAAAACCCGCCUCUAAAACCGGACUACUCUCAGCUUCAGAGGAAUAUCUUGGCCUCCAACCCACGCGUCACCCGCUUCCACAUCAACUGGGAGGGCUCUGCGGACAAGAUGGAAGACAGCGAAAACGUGGACCCGUCCCCGAACUUCGGCGGGAUGCUGCCCCCGUCCUGCAUACCAGGAAAGAUGCCAGCUCUUGGACAGAUGCCCGACAACUCCAUGGACUGCAUGUAGCGGUCCGGAUGAUGAACAAGGAGCUCUUCUUACCUUUACAUUCGUAAACAUCACUAACUUUUCUAAUAAGACCACAGACGUCCCGUGUGGACAUUUGAAGGACAAAAUGACAUGGGACAUUUUUUUUCCUCUUGUGUGGCCCAUUUAAUGGGAUGGGUGUGACCAGCAUCGGUUCUUCUCUUGUGUGCUUUUCUUUCUCAUACUCGUAGAUCUGCAAAGCCAGAAAUGCCUUAAUUUAUUAUUUCUUUGCCAUACUUUAAUAUUCUCCCUGAGAAACUGAUUCCUCUCCAACUAUGGUGUUUUUUUUGUUGUUUUUUUUGUCCUUUUGAGCAUUGGACAUCGAUCUCUGCAUCACUGUACAUAUAGCACAAGCUUUAUACAGUUCAGGCUUUUCGUUAUGCAAAAAAACGUGAUCUCAUCUGGUGCUUCUCAUGAGACAAAAAAUAUUCAGUCUUCUCCUGAGAGGUCGCACAACCCCGUUGUUAGUUUUGACUCGCAAUGGAAAACCCACACAUUUGAGCAAACCCCAGUUAGUCCACCAUUUGCUUAAAAUUCACUGAACUUGAUGUUUAUAGGAGAAACGGAUCCCAUGUUAAUGUCAAGUUCUGCGGUUUAAAAGGCUCUUUGUAAAUAUUGUUAGCGCUUGUUUUGCCUGCUAGGGAGGGCAUUGUUUAAUUUUGUACUGCAUAACCAUAUAUUAUAUACCUCCAUGUUUGUUUGUUUUUUAAUUAUUUUUAUCAAUGGCGAGGUUAAAUAAAGUUGGGGGGGGGCUUUCUGAUUA